This is a messenger RNA of Colletotrichum gloeosporioides, 1164 nucleotides long. Its product is annotated as Transmembrane protein. NCBI's taxonomy places the organism in Eukaryota, Fungi, Ascomycota, Sordariomycetes, Glomerellales, Glomerellaceae. Gene Ontology annotation, biological process: retrograde vesicle-mediated transport, Golgi to endoplasmic reticulum. The record is from RefSeq and is a predicted model, not a curated record. The transcript has a single exon. Gene Ontology annotation, cellular component: membrane; Golgi apparatus. The coding region runs from base 1 to 1164 and encodes 387 amino acids.
AUGCCGCCCCGAAUCAACAUCCCCCCGGUCACCCGUGGCCUCCUGGCCGUGCUCGUAUUGCAGUCUUUCUUGAGUGCUGCGAUCCGCUAUCGCCAGUGGAGCGCAACCUCAGAGAUCGUGAUACCCUACCUCACGCUCAUCCCUCAGCUCUCCCUUAUUUACCCGUGGACCUUCUUGACCUCAACAUUGGUUGAGAAUAACAUCUUCACGCUAGGCAUUGCCGGAGUAACCAUAUACCAUGGCGGAAGAUAUCUCGAGAGAGCUUGGUCGUCGGCGGAGCUGGCCAAGUUUGUUGCCAUCACAGCUCUGAUCCCGAAUACCCUCACAUUUGCGACCAUGAUCGUCUUUUUCACUCUGACGAGGAACGAGCGUUGGACGUAUGUAGAGCUCUCUCUUACAAGAAAAGCCGGAAGCUCCGAGGCUAACCCAGCUCCAAACAGACUCACCGUCAUUGGUGGCACGAUUCCGAUGCAAAUAUCCUUCCUCGUCGCUUUCAGUCAGCUCGUCCCGGCGCACACUGUCACCCUCUUCCGUGGCAUUCUCUCCAUGCGAGUCCCGAGAUUCCCGCUCGUGUACCUCGGAAUUGUGCUUGCGCUCACCCUGACGCCGCUUCUGACGACCGCCUCCUUCUCCCUUGCUGUGACCGGCUUCCUCACCAGCUGGACCUACCUCCGUUUCUACAAGAAGGUCUUCCCCGACCUCGAUGCCUCGCAGCCAACAUCGAUGCGCGGAGACGCCAGCGAGACUUUUGCCUUUGCCGAGUUCUUCCCCAGCCCCGCCAAACCGUUCGUGGCCGCGCUCUCUUCCCAAAUCUUCGAGGUCCUCGUCGCGAUGCGGAUAUGCAGCCCGUUCUCUGCCGACAACAUGUCCGGGGGACGCGGGAAUAACUACAUCCAACGUAGCGCCCCCGGCGGCGCAAGAGCGGAAGCGGAGCGGAGACGCGCGCUCGCCCUCAAGACACUCGAUCAAAGACUCCACGCGGCGACGGCCAACGCGGCGGCGCGCUCGUCCUCACAGCCCCCGGCGCAGCAACCCACGGGGCCAACGGUGCAGACGCAACCCGCACCCAACACGCAGACGGCCAUGACCACUGGGCCGACCGAGAUGUUGGGGGAGACAAAUUACACCCCCGAGCAGGACUCGAACGACAAGAACGGAUCAUAG